GGAGGCGGGCUGCGCGCCGCGUUGUGAGGGGAGGGGGCGGGCGGGGGCGGGCGGGAGUGAGUGAGUGCGGCUAACGGCAGCGGCGCCCGCCGGUUCUCCUUCCGCGCCUUCCUCCCAGCCUUCUCGUGAUGGUCGCGUGUUCGGCGGCGGCCCCGGUGGUCCUGUGAGGCGGCGCUUGGCCCCGCCCCGUCCAGCGACCGAAGGGGGGAGAGGCGGAGGCGACCGGCAGGCAGGUGAGGAGGACGAGGCGGCCGUUGCGCUCUUUCCCCUCCUCCCUCCUUCGCGGGACGCGCUUGUUUAGCGACUAGACGCCCUCCAAAAGAGUCUUGUUUUGGGAAUUGGCAUUCUUAGCACUAUUAACUAUGUAUGGAUUUGUUAUGUCAGUUGUUAUAUAUUUAUUUACACCCCACCUUUUUGUCCUGACAGGGACUCGAGGAAGUCUACUAGUUAUUUAGAGAGAGAGAGUAGUUUUAUAGAGAUAGAUAGAUAGAACUAUCUAUAUAACUAUCUAUAUAUAGUUAUAGUUUUAUAUAAUAGUAAUAAUUUAUUAUUUAUACCCCGCCCAUCCGCCUGGGUUUCCCCAGCCACUCUGGGCGGCUUCCAACAGAACACUAAAAUACAAUAACCUAUUAGAUCUAGAUAUAGUUCCUAUAUAGAUCCUAUAUAGAUCUAGAUAUAGAUAGUUUUAUAUAGAUCUAGUUAUAGUUUUAUAUAGCUAUGUACUUAUAUAUAGUUAUAUAACUAUAUAUAUAUAGUUCUAUAUAUAUAUAGAACUAUAUAUAACUAUAUAUAUAUAUAUAUAUAUAUAUAUAUAUAUAAUAUGAUAGUUCCUAUCUGUAGGCUUCACCUCAGUGUUUAGUUCCCACGCCUUUCCCUUGCAAAGAGUACGAAAACCGCAUCCUCCCGUGCACACCCUUUGAAUUUAUCAAAAAAAUUUUGCAAGGGUUCCUGCAGCCAGGUAUUGCGAGCCUCAUACGGCAGAGGUGUUCACGUUCACAAGUGUUCACGUUUCCUUCUUGAUGCCAACGCAGCGAAUGGAAUUUUAUGCACAUUGAAUCCGCAGCUUGUGCACGUUGAACUCGUGUGCAUUCGGCUUUAUGUGCUUGGCAAAAAAAAAAAGUCAAAAGGUGGUGGGGUUCUGGUGAAAAUGACUUGGGCAACCCCGCCUGCCAUUGAACCCAGUGGGUUUUGACUAUACACAAUUACGGCUUUCGGCACGCUCCUUAGAAUGUAAUGUAAGUUGAGGACUUUGUGUAUAUGGUUAUUUACCCAAAGUUUACCUCCCCCCCCCCCCCAUUUUUAUUCAUACAUCCCUUUUAUUCAUAUCAUUGAGAUUGUUAAUAGAAAACAAACAAAAAAUGAUUCCCCCUCCCAAGUUUAUUUAUGAUUUCCUUUUAUUCGUAUUAUUGAGAUUGUUAAUAGAUAAAAACAAACCCUUAAUAAAUUACUCAUGCUAUACAGGCUUCAUGUUUCAGCUGCGGGGUGCUGCAGGCAAUUGUCACUUUGGCACACUGCACUACCUUUGGCACACUGCACUAACUGGAAGUUAGUCCAGAGGCUGCCAGUCGGAACCGGAAGCCCAAAGCCGCUCCUUGAAUUGCCAGGUUCAUAAUGGGAGACCUCUUCCUCCUUGGCAGUUUUCAACCUCUUAGACUUCACAGCACUCAGCCUUAAGGCUGCUUUGCUGAAAGGCCAAUGAGCAUAGUCAGGUCGGCAGUGGUGAAGCUGUGGGUUUUGCUUCUUUCUCUGUGCAACUGCUUCACCAGUGUUUCAGUUUCAAAGUCCCAUUUCCCACACAGUGUUUGUUGGAUUUCAUAAAUCUGGGCUGAAUUGCGCUAGUGAAGAAAAAAGUUCAUGGUUGUUUCCACUGCUCAGCCCAGGUACUCUAGCCACGUUCCCACUGAAACGUUUUGAUUGACUUAGGCUGCGAUUCCGUGCAUGUUUACUUAGUGGUAAGCCAUGUUGAAUGCAAUUGCUCAUACUUCUGAAUAAACAUGCAUGGAAUUGGGAUGUUAGAGAUUGUACAGCAAUCUCUUGUGUGAACUUCUAGAAGCCCUUACAACGACAGACAGACUAAACAAUCGGCGCAGCCUAGAGCACACAGCUGGCAGUUAAAUGGCUGCUUCCAUUCGGGACAGCAGGAGGUAUGCUUCAGUUAUCGUACCUGUUUGGUUACUGUUUAUAAUUUGGCCCAAAAUCAGUUGUGAAGCAAAGAAAGUGAACUUUCCAAGUGCCUAACUUGUGCGCUUGCCUUCAUGGCUUGCUAAACAUCUGUCCAAGUUACCAAGUAUGCUGCUUUAUGUGUUGCAAAACGUAGAACAGUUUUGAAAAUAAUAAAUAACCCAGUAAUUAAAUUUUCUGCCUUUCAAAUUUAAAGCUAAAUCGGGUGAGGGUAGCUGAUGGGUGUCAAACCCUCAGUGAGUUAGGGACUUCCCCAGUGUGUUGUAGAGGGAAGUGAGAGGCAGAUGGGGUUUGUCAGCCUGGGAAUGUAGCCUAUCUACGAGAAGGAAAACUCUGGUCCUUAACCUCCGCUGCCUUGAGGGAUAUCUUCAGGAGAAGAAAAGGCUAAGGAGGAAACCAUACACAAAUCCAGAGUGGAGUCCCGAAGAUGACUGGAUGGCGUCUUGUACGCCUCCUCCUGGCAACUCCUGCAGCCAAGCUGUUGCCAAACGUAUUGCUCUGCUUUCUUUUGGACCACAUCAUCAAGACCAAGAGGAGUGUCUUGUCGUUGGGGCAGCCCAGGACCCCCAUACACACUGUCCAGGCUUGUACACCAUGGAAGGUCACUUUGGUGCUGCAAACACUGGGUUGACUUCAUCCCCAGAGGCAUACUGGACUGUCUCUCGGGGCAGACAGAUGCAUACCCCUGAGUUAACUCAUUGAAGGGCCUUGACCAGUAUGUGUGAUUUUGCAGAUACUCUACCUCCUUAACUUCUUGCAAGCGAGUGGUUAUGAGCUGCAUGUGUGAAUAGAAAAGAAUUCGGUUAUGAUACAACAGUGUUAAUAUCAGUUUAUUAGUUUGUUUCAAUAUUGCUGAGAAAAUUACUCCUGAGUCAAAUAACGGCCCAGACAAGCAAAUGUUUUGAUGGGUGAUAGUGUAAGCACAGCCCAUAAACAGUCCCUUCUUUUGACCUGUAGCCUGUUGUCAGGUAACUAUUUUGUGUCACAACUCACACAAGAAGUUCAGAGACAAUUGCUUGUUUGUUGUUUGUUUUUUAAAGAAUGUUGUUUCCCUCAAAUACCAUGUUUACUGACUCUGCGUCUGUCUUAGGUGCAAACUUUGAAACAUGAACAGCAUCACCCAUUUCCCGUGUUCAGAGCUGACUUGGCUUGUCGUGGAGCCCAGUGCCCAACGCUUCCCAACUGACUUCCCCACAAGGCAUUUUUAAAGUACCUAGAAUGGCCAACAAGAAAGAACCUCCUUUCUACAAUGAUAAUAACAUGGGACCAUGCCAUUACAAAUUUGCUUUCUAUGAGACUAUGGAGCUCUUCAUUGAAACUCUAACAGGAACAUGCUUUGAGUUGCUGGUAUCUCCUUUUGAAACAGUAAUUUCUGUGAAAACUAAAAUCCAGAGAUUGGAAGGUUUGUGUCCUUUUAAGUUAUAAAAAUCUAGAAAGGUUUUUAACUUAGCACUUGAAAAGGUGGUUAUUUUAUAGAAAACAUGCCAUUGUGAUCUGUAAUGCAGUGGUGAUCAGUGUAAAGAGCUAGCUAGCAGUGUGAAAUACAGUGGUACCUCUGGAUGCGAACGGGAUCCGUUCCGGAGCACCGUUCGCAUCCAGAAGCGAACGCAACCCGCAAUUCGGUGCUUCUGCGCAUGACAUCAUUUUGACCGUCUGCGCAUGCGCGAGCGGCGAAACCCGGAAGUAACGCUCUCCAUUACUUCCGGGUCGCCGCAGCACGCAACCCAAAAAUACUUAUCCCGAAGCUAUUUUAACCCGAGGUAUGACUGUACCUGGAAGAUGGAGCAAACUUGUUUUCUCCUGCCACAGAAAGGAGAUUCUGACUAAAUAUCAGGAAGAACUUUUGGAUGGUAAGAGCUGUUUGACCGUAGAACGGACUCCAUUGGAAGGUGGUGUACUUUGAUGGAAGUUUUAAGCAGAGGUUGGGUGGCCAUCUGUCAUGGAUGCUUUAGUUGAGAUUCCUUCAUUACAGGGGGUUGGACUAGAUGUCCCUCGGGAUCCCAGCUCUGCAAUUCUAGGAUCUACCAUGUGACAGCCCUUUAGAUAUUUGAAGAUGGCUGUCAUAUCUCCUUUCAGGCUCCUCUUUUCCAGGCUCAGCCAUGCCUCAUAAGGAUUGGUUUCCAGGCCCUUAUUAUAUUGGUUGCCCUUCUCUGCACCGGUUCCAGCUUACCAAUAUCCUUAAAUUGUGGUAUCCAGAACUGGACACAGGAUUGCAGGUUGGGUCUGACCAAGGCAGAAUAGAGUAGUAUUACUACUUCCCUUGAUCUGGACCAUACGUUGACAACCUAAGGCCCAUGGGCCAGAAGCAGCCCAUGAGGGUCGCUUAACCGGCCUAUGAGCCACCCCUGAACUGAGCCGCCCGCUCAGUGAGUCCCCGCACGCUACGCUAAACCGAUGCUGAGUGGCGCAGGGACUCUCUUCCGCGGCUCCGGAAAUCACUUCUGGGCAUGCGCAAGUGCGAUUUCCAGCGCUGCACCGGUCCGGCCCACGGAGGAUCUCCGUGGGAGUGAUCUGGCCCAUGCCAGGUAAGCCUUGCCGACCCCUGAUCUGGACACUGUGCUUCUGCUGAUGCAGCCUAGAAUAGCAUUAGCCUUUUCUGCUGAUGCAUCACACUCUUGACUCAUGUUCAGCUUGUGGUCUACUAAGACCCCGUGACCCUUUCCACUUGUACAACCGGUAAUCCCGGUGUCUCCCAUCCUAUAUUUCUGCAGCUGGUUCUUCCUGCCUAAGUGUGGAACUUGGCAUUUGUCCCUUUUGAAAUUCAUUUUGUUAGUUUGGGCCCAGUUCUCCAAUCAGUUAAGGUCAUCUUGAAUCCCGAUUCUGUCUUCUGUGGCAGUAGCUACCCCUCCCAGUUUGGUGUCACCUGCAAAUUUGAUGAGCAUCCAUUCAACAACAUCCAUUGAAUUGUACUGGCAUUUCGUUUCUUACAUAAGUUUAGAAUUCUCAUUGAGGUGUAUCAUUGAGAUAUUUACAAAGACAGUGAAUUAGCCAAUUUAAAUGAGCUGAUAUGUUUUGGUAGUAACUUAUUCUUAAAAAUAUUUACACUUUUCUGUAUGGGUAUCUAUCAACUGUUCAUGCUAUAGAAGUAUCUUCAGAGAGUUCUUCAUCAUUACAUUGUAAUACGAUACUCAAUACUACAUUGACACAGUCAACAACCCUGCCCAAAAGGAAAUAAGAACAGAACCUUCCCAAAUCAUAUGGGUUAAAUUUGCCUGGUCUCUGUUGCAACAACAGUAAAUAGCAAUGAUGGUCAUACGGUUUUUGGAGAGGAGUCCAGUGAUCUCAAAUGGUUGCCAUGGGGACGUGGCAUAACACAUAAUGGCUGUGGGGUGGGGCAUGGCGUAACACAACACAGUUCUCCUGAAGAGAAUAGCGUAACCCCAAAUUAGAGAAUACAGUCGUUUCCUUCUCUCGUGAACUCUACCUGCAUAAGACCGCCUUAGAGAAUGGCAUGUCAUGUGAGAUCAAACAGCUAGGAACUGGAGAUGGAGCCUUUUCAGUGGUGGCACUAACCUCUGGAAUGCCAUCCUGUGGGUUCCUACUUUGUAUGUAGAGUGAAAUUGAUUUGCAGUAAUUUCAAGAUAGAUGAAAGGCACACUUUACACAGCGUGUCGCUUGCUAGGUUCUUGUUGCAUCUGGCUACUUGCUUUUGGAAGCAGGCUAGUUCAAACCAUGUACUUUUCAAGCAAAGUAGCUACGGUAGUAUCUUGGUUUACAAGCUUAAUCUGUUCCAGAAGUCCGUUCUUAAACAGAGACACGCUUUCCCUAUAAUGAGGCCUCCCACCGCCAGUGCCCUUCCACCGUUCAGAUUCUGUUCUUAGACCGAGGUAAAGUUAUCAAAGCAAGACACUAUUUCCAGUUUUGCAGAGUUUUUAAACCAAAUCGUUCUUAAAUCGGACUGUUCUUAAACCACGGUACCACUGUAUUCUGUUUUUAUGUUGUUACCAUUUAAUCUCAAGGACAGAAAAGGACAGUAGUUUGUGUUCACUUGAUAGUAAUGUAAGGGUGUUCCUUUAUAUAUUUUCAAGGCACUUUCUACUACGUAUUCACAUCUUUUCAGCUCUUUAGUACCUUUAACCUAAAUGAAUUUACAUAACUAAGUAUACUUAAAAUUAAUUUCAGUGGUUUACCAUGGUGAUUUGGGGCACAGCUUUACAAGGUCAGUAAGCCAAUUAAAAUUUAUGGAUGUCAUUUUAAGGUAUCCCCGUAUCUCAGCAACACUUAAUCUGGAAUAAUGUAGAGCUGGAGGACGACUAUUGCUUGAAUGAUUACAAGUGAGUAUUUAAAUGCAAUUACAGAUGUUUCUAAAUACCAUUUCUGUUGUGGGAAAAAGGCUACAAAACAUUUUUGAUUGGUUUACAGCAUUUCAGAGGGCUGCACUUUGAAGUUGAUAUUGGCAAUGCGAGGUGGACCUAUUAAUACUAGAAGAGGUAGGUGCCUAUUAAAUUGUCUCUGAAGUAUUUUUUGCAAAGUCAGUACAAUCCACCUGAAAGCUAAACUUACUAUGAUCCCACUGACGGGUGAGAGGGAGUAAAGCACAUGCUUCACUUUCCAUUAUGGAUCACAUGCUUAACUAUUGAAGUGAAUGAGAGCUUCUUUCCUUUUUGUGCUUCUGUUCAGUAAUAAAUCAAUUACACCCCAGUGACAUAAGAGUUAAAGUGCUGUGGUAAUUGAUUCUAUAUACUUCUGCCUGCGGGUGGCGCUGUGGGUUAAACCACAGAGCCUAGGACUUGCCAAUCGGAAGGUUGGCGGUUCGAAUCCCCGCAACGGGGUGAGCUCCCGUUGCUCGGUCCCUGCUCCUGCCCACCUAGCAGUUCGAAAGCACGUCAAAGUGCAAGUAAAUAAAUAGGUACCACUCCGGCGGGAAGGUAAAUGGCGUUUCCGUGAGCUGCUCUGGUUCGCCAGAAGUGGUUUAGUCAUGCUGGCCACAUGACCCGGAAGCUGUACGCCGGCUCCCUCAGCCAAUAAAGCAAGAUGAGCGCCGCAACCCCAGAGUCGGUCACAACUGGACCUAAUGGUCAGGGGUCCCUUUACCUUUACCUUUUUAGUAACUUGGCAAUAGGCUCCCAGUUCUGGUAAAAGGCCCAACCUAUAUAUCUCACCCCAAGAGUUAUUGGAUCAUUCUCUCUUCACCACUAAAGUAUCACUGUGUAGUUUGGGCUGAAAUUUUUGCGUGCCAUUGACAUCUUCCUUUAGCUGUUGCAGCACAAGCCUUGGUGUACCUAAAAGAGGAUAAUUGUUGGGUAGCCACAGCCUGUCUUUGAGGAACGAAAAGGGGAACACCAAAAGUAUAUUCAUUUUUUUGACUUGUUAGAUUCAAAUCUAGACUUAAAUUGGACAAUCAUAUUAAAAGCUAAUUGCUUUCCAAAAAAAAAGAGGAAAAAUAACAGCAACAUAUUUGUAAUUUUAUUUUUACAAAUUCUUUAAAGAAAAGUGGGAGAAACUACACUUUGCGUCCUUUCUGCCAUUGUAAUGUCUGCAAUGAAAUAGUAGGUGCGGAGGCAGGCAAAGUGGCCAGUUAUUACACUUACAUGCAUGGGAAGAUACAACAUUUUUAUUUCCGAAAUCAGUGAAAUGAAGAAACAAACAUUGUGAGACGUGUGUUCUUAGCGCUCGCUCAAAUGUUACUGCAUUUGCUCUGUAGUUACUCUUGGUAACUUGCAUCAAAAGAAACCCAUAAAUAUUGUAUGAAGCUGAGUGGUAUGAACCAAGUGCUGAAAGAAAGGUGGUUUACUUUAUUAUUAAGUGGGUCAAACAUUCGAUCCCUCGUAUUUACAGAAAUGUCUAUCAUUGUAUAGAAAAUUAAAAGUGAGAAUGAGUGUUCAAAGCACUCAAUGGACUACUGCAGAUAGUUUCAGCAAUUUGACCAACACAGAAGUCCUAAUGCUGAAGAGUAAAUGUCAAAUGUGUUCUGCAAUUCUCUCCCCUCCCCCUCCCCUUUUCAAUAUGCUGGGCAAACACACAGAUGAUUGGUUUCUAUGGGCAUAUCACCUGACAGUGGGAAGCAUGUUCUAACUAUGGGGCACCUUUGGUUCCCACAUUGGAAGCCCUUAGCAUUAUUAUUUGCAAAGUAUCGUUAAACCACAGAGCCUAGGACUUGCCGAUCAGAAGGUUGGCGGUUCGAAUCCCCACGACGGGGUGAGCUCCCGUUGCUCGGUCCCUGCUCCUGCCAACCUAGCAGUUCGAAAGCACCUCAAAGUGCAAGUAGAUAAAUAGGUACUGCUCUGGCAGGAAGGUAAACGACGUUUCCGUGCGCUGCUCUGGUUUGCCAGAAGCGGCUUAGUCAUGCUGGCCACAUGACCCGGAAGCUGUACGCCAGCUCCCUCGGCCUACACAACCCCAGAGUUGUCCGCGACUGGACCUAAUGGUCAGGGGUCCCUUUACCCUUUACUUUAUCAUUAUCACAGAAGACGUAUAAUUAUUAUUAUUAUUAUUAUUAUUAAAUAAUUAUUAAUAAUAAUAAUUUAAUAAUAUUAUUAUUAGCUGCUCAGGGCGGCUAACACCAGUAAAAUUACAAUAAAAGCAUAAUAGGGGGCGAAUUUAAAAUACAGGUUAAAAUGCAAUUUAAAAUGCAGCCUCAUUUUAAAAGUGGCCCAUGGAUCAAAACCGUAAGGGAAGGGAAAACAUAAGGGUCAGACUGAGUCCAAACCAAAGGCCAGGCGGAACAGCUCUGUCUUGCAGGCCUGCGGAAAGAUGUCAAGUCCCGCAGGGCCCUAAUCUCUUGUGACAGAGCAUUCCUCCAAGUCGGGGCCAGUACUGAAAAGGCCCUGGCCCUAGCUGAGACCAAUCUAACCACCUUGCGACGUGGAACCUCCAAAGUGUUGUCAUUUGUGGACCUUAAGGUACUCCACGGGACAUACCAGGAGAGGCUGGGUCUUAGUACCUAAGACACAACUGUGGUUUCAUAAUCAUUCUUUUUAGCAGUGCUCACAGCAAAUCACUGUAUCCAGCAAAUCAAAUCAUCCAUAGUGACUGAAACCGUAGCCCAAAGUCAAAAACAGGCAUUCAAUGAUACUGCCUGUGAGAGCACAGAUACCUGCAUGGAUGUUAAAAACCCCGAUUAUCAUUAGAGUGACGAUUCUAUCAUUAGAUAGAAUUAGAGAUGAGCCAGUGUGGUGUAGUGGUUAAGAGCGGUAGUCUCGUAAUCUGGGGAACCGGGUUUGCGUCUCCGCUCCUCCACAUGCAGCUGCUGGGUGACCUUGGGCCAGUCACACUUCUCUGAAGUCUCUCAGCCCCACUCACCUCACAGUGUUGUGGGAGAGGAAGGGAAAGGAGAAUGUUAGCCGCUUUGAGACUCCUUCGGGUAGUGAUAAAGCGGGAUAUCAAAUCCAAACUCUUCUUCUUCUUCUUCUUCUUCUUCUUCAGAUCGACUCUCCCAGGAAAUCUCUCAGCCCUCACUCUGUAGUGCACUAUCAGAGUCCUCAUGCCUAGAAGUGUGUUUUUAAAACCAGCAGGGUUUGCACAAGAUAAACCCAUUUUAGAGUGUCUCUUGAUAGGCCAGCCAUCCCCCAACCUGUUACUUUGCAAAUGCUUUGCACUGCAACACGCAUCAGUCUGACCCUUAUGUCUUCCCUCCCCUUACGGUUUUGAUCUAUGGGCCACUUUUAAAAUGAGACUGCAUUUUAAAUUGCAUUUUAACCUGUAUUUUAAAUUGGGUUCCUUUUUUUCUUUUUUCCCUAUUAUGUUUCUAUUGUAAUUUUACUGGUGUUAGCCGCCCUGAGCCCGGCUCUGGCUGGGGAGGGCGGGGUAUAAAUAAAACUUAUUAUUAUUAUUAUUAUUAUUAUUAGUUGUUGUAGCCAACAUGGUCAGGGAUGAUGGGAGUUUCCUCCACCAACAUCUGGGAGCACCAGUCUAGGGGAAACUCUGAAAUAUUGAGAAAUACCUUUCCUUUCCCCCAUCCCCGGGCAAAAAAAUAAUAAUUUCAAAAGUAGUAUCAAAAGGGUCAGAGGGAGCCUGCUUGUUUCAAUCCAGUUCUGCUGCAUCCAUCAUUAAAUCAUAGUGAAAGCAUACUUUGCUAGCUACUGGUGCUAUAUUAAUAAAAUCUUGUGGUGCCAUUGAUGUCAAACUUGGAUUUCUUGAUGUGACAGGACAGCAGAAUGGGGGCACAAAAGGAGAGUAUUACAGCUUUUCCUGUAUUACCAUACGCACUAGGGCUGUGCAUUCACUUUAGAAAAUGUGCCAGAUACAUUUGUCCAGAUACUUAAAAAAAAACCACCCUCAUCUGGCCUUUCUAUAACUAGAAACGGCCGCGGGUGGAUGGGUGCGGUAUAGUUUUGUGAGCAACAUAUAUCAAGGAGGAAACUCUCGUUGGUUCUGACGCUUUCAUCUGAGAGGUCAUAUAAAUACUGCAGUAAAGACUAGAACUAUGAGGGGAUUCCUUAAUCUUGAGAAAACGUAAUUUACUUUGGGAAAGUGCAGAUGAAGCCACUAAACUCAAAACGUUUGUACUAUAGGUUCUAAAACAAAUUACCCUAUUUUUUGCUCUAUGACUCACUUUUCCCUCCUAAAAAGUAAGGGGAAAUGUGUGUGCGUCUUAUGGAGCGAAUGCAGGCUGCACAGCUAUCCCAGAAGCCAGAACAGCAAGAGGGAUUGCUGCUUUCACUGUGCAGCGAUCCCUCUUGCUGUUCUGGCUUCUGAGAUUCAGAAUAUUUUUUUUUCUUGUUUUCCUUCUCCAAAAACUAGGUGUGUCUUGUGGUCUGGUGCGUCUUAUAGAGCCAAAAAUACGGUAGUUUCAGAAGAUAGUGUGGGGGGUGGGAUUCUGCUUCCUUCUUAUUCCCCACACUCUUAGACACCAAUAUGAGGUCACCCGAGGGCUUGGAAUGCAGAGUCAUGACUGAUUUCCCUCUGAUAUUGGAACUGAGCGAGGCUGUACAGAUGUAUCAUCUGGACUCCAUAAUGGGCUGGAUGACGACCAAUAAACUAAAACUGAAUCCUGAUAAGACAGAGGCACUAUGAGCAGGUAGUUCCUAGGACUUUGGUGUUUUAUCUUGCUUUGUUUGGCGCUGCACUCCUCCUGAAAGAGUUGGUUCACAGUUUGGGGGAUGCUCCUUGAUUCAGCAUUGUCAGUUUGGGGCCCACCUGGCCUCAGGUUCCUUUUAUCAACCUUGUCGUGCUUGCAACCUUUGCCGGACAGAGCAUAGCCUUGCCAUGGUGAUCCAUGUGAUAACAUCCCAGUUGGAUAGCUGCGGUGCCUUAUAUAUGGGGCUGCCCUUAAAGAUAACUCAGAAACUUAUUCUCCAGUGAAAUCAGUGCUCAGAAUGGCAAGGUUUGUAUGAGAAAAAUCUUUUUAUUUAUGGAUGUGUGAAAUCUUCAGGAAGACUUGCAUGGAAAAUCCAUGCACUAGGAUGAAAUUUGUUUGCUGUCAUUGCCAGCAACAAAAAGGGCUGAUUUGCAUCUGUAUAAAUACUUCUCGUGGCUGGAAAGGGCAAAAGUAAGGCUAAUGCAUCAGUAGGGAUGGCCUUCCGUAGCUACUACAGGUUUGACAGCCUUGGAAGUGGGCAAAACCUGGGACCGCCACCCAGACACCUGCGAGCGUCACAGUACCCUCAAAGGCUUUCGCUGGUGCCUUGGGCUGCCUGUGGGCAUUAGGUUAGUUAAAAAACGGUAAAGGUAAAGGACCCCUGACAGUUAAGUCCAAUUGCGAAUAACUCUGGGGUUGCGGCGCUCAUCUCACUUUACAGGCCGAGGGAGCUGGCGUUUGUCCGCAAACAGUUUUUCCAGGUCAUGUGACCAGCAUGACUAAGCCACUUCUGGAGAAACCAGAGCAGCGCACGGAAACGUCAUUUACCUUCCUGCCGGAGCGAUACCUAUUUAUCUACUUGCACUGGCGUGCUUUCGAACUGCUAGGUUGGCAGGAGCUGGGACCGAGCAACAGGAGCUCACCCCAUUGUGGGGAUUUGAACCGCCGACCUUCCAGUCGGCAAGCCCUAGGCUCAGUGGUUUAGACCACAGUGCCACCCGUGUCCCCAUUGGGUUGGUAACCCACUAUAUAUCUAUAUCUAUCUGUAUAUCUAUCUAUAUCUAUAUCUAUAUCUAUAUCUAUAUCUAUAUCUAUAUCUAUAUAUAUUAUUACUACGAUUAUUAUUUUGGUUUGCUUUGGUUCUUUACACGGCAGAACAGUUCAGAGUGGUUGCUGGAGCUGGAUGGGUCUGCCUCUUGCCUUCUGGUUGGUUUGGAAGGAUUCUUUUUUUGCGGGGGGGGGAGACGGCAGAGAAGGCUUCCCCACCCCCUGCCUCAUUGCUUGCUUGUUGCCUGCCAGUCUUGAGCUAGCAGUUGCAUUACCCUAGAAUGAGAGAGAGAGAGAGAGAGAGAAGGAAGGAGGGGUGUGUGUGCGCAGGAAUGGUUGAUCUGGGAGAGGGAGAGCUAUCUGUGAGGUUUGUGCAUGGAAGAGAGGGGUCUGUGCAUGACUGUGUGGUCUAUGUAUGUGCAGUCUGGGGGCAGAGAGAGAUGUGGGGGGGUAUGUAUUUGUGUGUUUGGUGUGGGUGUGGGUGUGGGUGUGGGUGUGAGAGAGAGAGAGAUCUAUAUUGUGUGAUCUCCACAAUCAAGACCAGCAGGACAUACCCGGCUUCCCAUGGUAAGCACAAGGUAGUCUUGAGCAGCAAUGACAAUACUCUUGAUUUUGUGUCAUAUCAUGCCCCUCAUGGCGGCGUUGUGUUAUGCCGUGUCCCCCUGUGGCAGUCAUGUCAUGACCGGCAGCCACAGCAGUUUCAAGUUUGAAAUGUGGCCACUGGCUCACACAAUGACCUGUGUCAGCUCUAGAGAUCUGUCUGCAAGUACAGCCUGGUCUUUUUGUCGACAAUUUUGCUGGUAAGGGUAAAGGGGCUCUCUCUUUUUCUGAGCUGCCGUAAAGUUUGAUGAAGCAUUACAAGGUCUAGCCAAUUAUUGAUUUAAUUUAUUAAAUUUCUAUUUGAAAAUGGUUCUUACUUGACAGCAACUUGAUCAUAGGUUACUGUAUUUUUCGCUCUAUAAGACGCAGCAGACCACAAGAUGCACCUAGUUUUUGGAGGAGGAACACAAGAAAAAAAAUUAUUCUGAAUCUCAGAAGCCAGAACAGCAAGAGGGAUCGCUGUACAGUGAAAGCAGCAAUCCCUCUUGCUGUUCUGGCUUCUGGGAUAGCUGCGCAGCCUGCAUUCGCUCCAUAAGCUGCACACACAUUUCCCCUUACUUUUUAGGAGGGGAAAAGUGAGUCUUAUAGAGCAAAAAAUACGGUAAUUAUUUAUUUGAGGAAGUUAUGUGGACUAUCACUUAAUUUGGCCUAUUACAGACACUUUAGGAUAGCUUCAGGAGAUAAAUCUUUUCAGUAUGUUGCCUAGGUGAUAAGUGUGCGUCCUUGCUUUCAGACAAUAAAAUAUUUCUGGUUGUUUUUCCUCUCAGUUCCUGUGGGAGACCCAAUUAGGGAAAUAACAGAAUACAUGGAUCCCAGUCAAGACGAUAUUUGGGAGAAGGUUCCAUCCAGCAAACAGGUUACCUUCUUAGUAUACCGCGAAGGAGAUCAACUGAAUUUUUUCCGUAUUAUAGACAAGGGAGAUGGAACUUUAACACCAUUGUCUGAAUCGUUAAGGUAUACUGGGUUUUAUUUCUUUUCGGAAAAGUUAAAAAAUGUCUAACAUAGAAACUUUUCUUACAGAUUUGGUAGGAAUAAUCUGCAGGGCCCCCAUUCUGAAGAAGCGCUUCAACUUUUUGCUACAGUUGAUGAGGCAGAUUGGAGUCUGACAGGCUCAUAGGUUUGAGGAGGAAGGAAAAGGCACAGAAUCCUAAAAUUAUGAAACAAUGGAUCCUGAAAAUGUGGUGUUGAAAGACCUUGGGGGCGUGCAACCAGAGUACAGUGACUGAAACUGUUUUGGAUGUUUUGAAGAAUCAGGUUCACAAGCUUGGGACACCUCUGGAUUCAGGUGGCAGCUGUAGCCAGAAGUGCCUUUCACCCAACUUGCUUGCUUACUUAUAUAUUUGCUCUUCAUCUGAAAAGAUUUCGUGAGCAGCUGACAAAAACUAGUCCCUGUCCUUACAACACAAAGAGACUCAAGGAAAAGAGGCUUGGCGGGUGGAGGAGGGAGAAAGCAAGCUCAGGCACCAGUUCUAAAAAUUAUAAUAACCAGGUGGGAUGGAAGCAGCUCAGGUAGCCUGAUGGAGUGAUGAUAGAGGAAGGGUCAAAGGGUGUUUCAGAAGAGGCAAUGGAAUAGCCCUGGUUUUCUUCUCUCCCUCUGCAUUGCAGCCUGAUGGGCCACCAGUGACACAUGUUCCCGAUGAGGUCAAAUUUGCUGUGGUAACACACAUCCAUAUUGCGUUAACUGCAAUGCACUCUGCUUGGGGCUACCAUUGAAGGCUCUUCAGAAACUUUACUUGGUCCAGGAUCCAAGUGCAUUAAUGUUGUCCAGUGCUUGCGCAUGAGAUCAUGUUAUAUUGAUCUUAAAACAGCUGCCCUGGUAUGUCACUAAGCACGAUUCAGAGUGUUGGGGCUUAUCUUCAAAGCCAUAAAUGUAUCCAGGGUACCACCUCUUCCCAUAUUAUCCUGCUUAAUUUUGAAAGCUUUUGACAAUCCCCCCCCAAUUGCUUUGAAUGUUUGGCAUCUGUAUUUACAACUUAAAUACCUAAUGUUAAUGUAAAUUUGCACUCUCUCUCCUUGCCAGUGGUGGUUCUGUUUAUAAUUUGUAUGCGGAUGAUGAAGAUGAUACAGAGGCAUCUCCUUCUGGUGAACAGAUUAUUGAGAAUUCUAUUACGAUGAAUAAAAUGAAGCUUCUUAGAGCAAAGAUGGAGAACAUGAAUCUGAGUAAAAAGGUGAAGGCACAGAUUCUUCUACCCCAUACAGAACUGUAUGCAUAUUCAUUUCUUUUGAAGAGUUAGCUGACUGCCUUAACCUUUAUGGACUACAAGUAUUCAGCACAGAACUGUUAGAGGGAAUUAUUGCUUUGUUGGCCUUAAAGCGAGGAAACAUAUAGAAAUAAGGCUACUUUUAUUGGACCAAAACUUUAGUAAGGGAGAGACAAAAACAUCCUUUUUAUUUCAAUAGCAGACAUUGUUCCAACAAAAGAUAAUACUUUACUAUAUAAUAUGCCCAGAAUAUAUGUGUGUGCCACUUAUUACAAAGAUGCAUUUUUAGUAUACAGUUGUACCUUGGAAGUUGAACAGAAUCCGUUCCGGAAGUCCCUUCGACUUCCGAAACGUUUGACUUCCAAAGCGUGGCUUCUAUUUGCUACAGGAAACUCCUGCAGCCAAUCGGAAGCCCCGUCAGACGUUCGGCUUUCAAAAGAACGUUAAAAAACCAGAACAUUCACUUCCAGUUUUCAGUCAUUCGGGAGCCGGAAUGUUCAACUCCCAAGGCGUUAGAGAGCCGAGGUACGACUGUAUAUAGUAAACAACUUCUAAAUGAGAAUCUGUUUUUAUAUUUAAUAAAUGCAAAGCGGUGUUAUUUAGUGUAUCUGAUUUCCCCCCAAUAUUCUCAUUAUUUAUUAGAAAAGAAUUAGUUAUUAACAUUGCCGUCUAUGCAGACUUAUAGUUUUGAACUUUUAUUAAUCUGGACACUGAGCAACAUUUAAAUUCACUUAAUCUCUUAAUUGGCCAUGCUUGAAAAGGUAUGCAGUUAAAGAAAGUGAGAAGAGGCUAUUUUUAAAUUUGAAAAGUCAUCUCGGAAUUUUUGUGGAUAUUGUAAUGCAGAAAAAGUAAUAAUAACCACGUCUCCUUUUUCUUUUUUCACAGCCUAAAAAAACGAUUAAAGUGAACCCCCACCCUCCAUUGGCUCCUCGCCCAUCUAGUGGCUCAGUCACAGCUGCUCACCAGAGAUUUUUGCGAGCGCUCCGCCGUAUGGGACAACCGUGCCUACCUCCUAGGAAUUCAAAUACCUCAGACUUUUCUCAAAAUGCACUUUCGUUUUUAACAUCUGCUGGCAGAAGGAUGCCAUCCACUAGUAAUGACUUCGUGAAGGAAAAUGACAGGUGGGAGACCGCUCCACAGUCACUUAGCAGCCUUAGGCUGCCCCCUAAAAUUCCACGUGUGGAAAAAGAAGAUUCAAAGCUUCCGACAAACAGCAUGGUUCUUCCGGUCCCUGCUCCACUUAGGCACCCUGGGAUAAAUAUAGAUAACAGUUCGGCAACCAAUGAAGCUGGUCCUUUCUUAUAUCCAAAUCUCACCAAUGUAAAGCUGUAUGCUGCAGAAGAAAAGGUUAUACCAAACUCUGACACUUUUGCCUUGUUAGCUGAACCAUGCAGUGAUUUAUAUGGAAUAGGAAAAGUCAACACAGAGCUCCAUUUAUCUGAGGGGGAUGAGGAUUCUGCUACUGCAGAUCUUCCAAACAAGACCAUUACAAAAAUCCUGACCCCUGCAGCAGCAGCAGAUACUAGUAUUCUUAAUUCUUGCGAACUAAGUCCCCAGAAGAACACACAGUUGUCGCCUCUUCACUGCUCCGCACAGAUGACGCGUUACAGUCCUCGGAAACCUCAAGCUCAGUCCAAGUUUUUCGAGGUUGGUAACUUGAGGCCCGCUGCCUCGCCAAAUGUUCUGCGAUCCUUGGAGUUGCACAAUUUAGCCGACUCCUCAUAUCCAAGGACUUCCAAAUUCCACGGCAUAGGUUUAGACUCGCCCGGCAAAAGACCCGACCUCCUUUCUAAAAUGGAGGCACGGGAAGUCACAGAAGUAGCGGUCAAGGCAUCCAAAGAUCCUGUUGUCUCUGUAAAUAAUGUGGGGUUCCUAAGUUCGCUGGCCCGGAGCGCUAACAGAGAUGCUUCGCAGAAUUCCUGUGGGACAAGCAGGUUUCGGACUUCUGGUAUUGCGCGGACUACAAACCUCCAACAUUUUCAAGGAGAAAGCUACAACAUGGCCGCUCCCCACAAUGAAAUGCCUGGAUACUUCCUAGUAAGUACAUAAGCUUUCUAAAUAGAUGAGAUUCCUCUUUGUGUUCUUUAGAAGGCUUGAUUAGUGUUUGUUUCUGUUAAGAGUCACAAAGCUGAUUGCAGCUGGAAUUGAGAACUUGAUGUGGGUGUUCAGUACUGUUUGUAUCAGUAUUUCUUAGGCAUGUUGGGCUUGUUCAUGGUGCCUUUGACCACCUCUUCAAGCAGUAAGCCCAACCCAAUAGCCUUGCACUGCCAGUGGAAAACUACCUUUCAGGUAGGUAUCAGCCAUACUUUUCAGAAGCCCAGGACUUCAUAAUUUUGGCAUUUAAUUUCUAUCUUGGUGAUAAAUUCCAUUCAUUAAUUUUCUUGUGACUUCCAGUUUGAUCAUCCAAAAAGCUUCUGCUUAAUCUUCCUAUCUGUCUAUCCAGUUUCACACUUUGCUGCAUUAGCUAAGCCAUAUGCGGUUCUUUGUUGUAGUUGUUUAGUCGUUUAGUCGUGUCUCACUCUUCGUGACCCCCUGGACCAGAGCAUGCCAGGCACUCCUGUCUUCCACUGCCUCCCACAGUUUGGUCAAACUCAUGCUGGUAGUUUCGAGAAUACUAUCCAACCAACUCGUCUUCUGUCGUUCCCUUAUCCUUGUGCCCUCCAUCUUUCCCAACAUCAGGGUCUUUUCCAGGGAGUCUUCUCUUCUCAUGAGGUGGCCAAAGUAUUGGAGCCUCAGUUUCACGAUCUGUCCUUCCAGUGAGCACUCAGGGCUGAUUUCCUUCAGAAUGGAUAGGUUUGAUCUUCUUGCAGUCCAUGGGACUCUCAAGAGUCUCCUCCAGCACCAGAAUUCAAAAGCAUCAAUUCUUCGGCGAUCAGCCUUCUUUAUGGUCCAACUCUCACUUCCAUACAUCACUACUGGGAAAACCAUAGCUUUAAUUAUACAGACCUUUGUUGGCAAGGUGAUGUCUCUGCUUUUUAAGAUGCUGUCUAGGUUUGCCAUUGCCUUUCUCCCAAGAAGCAGGCGUCUUUUAAUUUCGUGGCUGCUGUCACCAUCUGCAGUGAUCAUGGAGCCCAAGAAAGUAAAAUCUCUCACUGCCUCCAUUUCUUCCCCUUCUAUUUGCCAGGAGGUGAUGGGACCAGUGGCCAUGAUCUUCGUUUUUUUGAUGUUGAGCUUCAAACCAUAUUUUGCGCUCUCCUCUAAGGCAUGUUAAUAAUUCACUGCUGUCUACAUCCAAAUUAUGAGUAAUAUAGAAGGGAACUGUUAUUUUGAUGUGCUGUGGCCCACUAGAGACCUCCAAGUCUCGCCUAUCAACAUGUUCAGUGUAACCAGGAGCAUGAAUUAAUCUGCAUUUGCUUAUGCAAAUUGCACAUGGGAAUUUUACUGAAAGGCGAUAUAAAACACCCAUCUUCAGUACAUCAGCCUUAUUCAGAUAUUUCACACUCCAAUAAGCAAAUUGUGCAAGUGAGAGUGUGGGACUAUAACCACUGACUCUUGAGUUGCCAACCAAGCAUUGGGAUAUAUCUGCAAAAAGUAAGACACUGAAACGCCCCUAGGCUCUCCCUGUGAUCAGAAAUCUCCCCUUACCCAAAUGCUUAUUGUACUGGGAGCGUUGAUGGCUGAAUAUGACUCUUGAGUUCUUGGGCUCUUGUUUUGAUUCAAGUUGCUCAGCUUUUGACGCCAACCAUAUCAAGGGCAACACAAAAACGACAAAAAUCGUACAUAAAAGUCUCAUUCGCUUUAGGUUCUUACUGAGAUACUGUGUUUUUACGUUUCUUCCCUGGUUUGGGCUGGUGAUGGGAAUAUUGCCUGGCAAUGUUUGGGGGGCAGGGGAAGGACGGGAAAGUGCUUGCUGUACUUUGUUAGGCCGUUGCAGCAAAAACUUCAAAAAGUCUUGUAACGCCUUAAAGGUCGACAGACUCUGGGGUUGUGCGCUCAUCUCACUCUAUAGGCCGGGAGCCAGCGCUGUCCGCAGACACUUCCAGGUCACGUGGCCAGCGUGACGAAGCUGCUCUGGCGAGCCAGAGCCGCACACGGAAACGCCGUUUACCUUCCCGCUAGUAAGCGGUCCCUAUUUAUCUACUUGCACCCGGGGGUGCUUUCGAACUGCUAGGUUGGCAGGCGCUGGGACCAAGCAACAGGAGCGCACCCCGCCGCGGGGAUUCGAACCGCUGACCAUGUGAUCAGCAAGUCCUAGGCGCUGAGGUUUAACCCACAGCACCACCCGCGUCCCUUUGUAACGCCUUAAGAACUGACAAAACUUUUCUGGUUCAAGUUUCAUGGAUUUACUUCAUCGUUAGUGGUUGUAAGCAGAUCAGAGGGAUGUGAAAUGCAGAGAAGUACAAACAGUGAUAUAAUUAUGUUAUUAUAGUGAUACAGUUAUGUUAUUAACAGUCCAUUAACCAAAAGUUGUAAGUGCAGAAAACGCGCUGAUAAAAAUUAUUCCAGCAGUUGUUUACCUCUAAGUGAAUAUAAUGAUUUGUUGAACAUGAAACCGAUAUUUUGCAGCCCUGCUCCCUUUCCACAGCUUACCUACAUAAGUUCACCUUGUUUAACAAGCAGCACAAUUUGCGUGGUGAAGGAUAAGGCUCCCAUAGCAGCACUAGCAGAAGAGAGGAGAUUGUUCUGUGUAUCUUGGUGCCCAAAUAAAGCAGGGGAUAAUGGGAGAUAACAGGUGCCUGGGGGGAAAGGGGAAAAAUGCUUCUUACUCGUGUUUUCCUCCCCAGUCACUUCCUCGUUCCCUAAGUUCUUUGUGGAGGAAACGAGGAAUGAUUUCUUUCUCUUUCAUGCUAGGGUUUUGUAGAAAGUAGUAGCAGCAGAUGUAUGGAAUGCUGUCUAUGACAUGUGUAACAGUUUAACACCCUUAAUUCUUCUAAAUCUUGCAAACAUAUACUGCAAUGCAUUUUUCCACACUAUAGUUAAUUGAUGUCUGGUUUUAAUCAUUUUUAUAUGGUUUAAUGUAACUUCUGUCAUAAACUGCUUUGAUGUAUUUUAUGAAAUAGUGGUAUGUGAAUAUUUAGAUAAAUAAAAUCCUUCCUGAACUAAAAUAGUCAGGGCGUCAUCACCCUCAUCUUUCUCUUUAAAGUUUGACAUUAAACCAUGAACAAGUUGCUGUCAUUAAAAAUUGUGGAGGGGUUUGCAUUCUUUCCACCCCCACUUCAUUAAUUGGAACAUGAGAGCUGCUAACAUGUUCUUUAGUGUUCAUGGAGAUUUAAAAUGCCAACAGGCAAUUGAAGGGCCUAUUGAGUCAUUUACAUAUCCCAACAAAAAGGGAACCAUUAUAAGAAAUAUUGUACAAUACUAAACAAUUUCUACAUACAAUACCCAACAAUAAUAGUAAUUACAAAAUAUUGGAAAGAAAUUUCAGUUUUGUACUAUUUAUUUUAAGUAGUUAGCACCUAGGCUUGGAUCCUAGGUUGCAAUGAAAAGAGCUUUGCUUAUAGCAUUUUUUGUUGGUUCCGCCUAUGCCUUAUGAAUAUGGUAUAAACAAAAUCCAAAAAAAUGUGGAGAAUGUGUGGUUCCGUAUUCAUAUUUUGACUAUGAUGUUAGGUUUUAGUCUAGAUUUAGUGUGAUUCAACCAUAUGGCAAGGCAGUAGCAAAUAAUGAUUGGCCACAAGGGCUAGCCAUAAUUUGUGAAACCCUGCUACAAAUCCAUUGCCUUUUUUUGUUUUUACAAACCAAAUGGCUUCUGGCUGCUGAGAGGACCAGAAAAUCUGCUCUGAUAUGCACACGGUUUCUCUCGUGCUCUCAAAUGACUGAAGUCACUGGGACCACCUAGGAGCGGGGAGUCCUACAACAGCUUUUGUUACUGAAAACAAUGAGAUAUUAUUCCGCAUUUCAGCAUUUUAAUGAAAACAUUACACCACCACAGAAAACAACUUACAUGUUUCAUCUUUUUCUUGUUGCAUUGAACAUCAUUCUGAGUUUCUGUUAAACUUCAAAAAAUCUGGAGUAAGCCCUGCUUGACUUCCUUAUACAGAAAUAUAUGUAUAAAUAUAUUUUCAUACAUAGCAGUUCUGUUCAAAAUAGGUUCUCAUUAAACAGUGUUCGGCAUAUGGGUUUUCCCAGUGAAAUGUUUGGUGUGUCUGGGGUUCUAACAAUUUAUUGUAUGAAAUUUCACAUCAGCAAAAAAAUGUAAGUUGAAGAGGUAUAUACCAAUACUAUGGUAACUUGUUUGUUUUUCAUAUUUGUAUCUGGUGUGUCUUCUAGCUGUAUUUGCUUUUAACUCACGUUGUGAACCACUUUGGGUCCUACCCUGGGAGAAAGGUGGGAUAGCAAAUGCAAUAUUUUAUCCACCUCCCAUCGUGUCUUUUCAAGCAAAAACUAAUCUGUGCUUAUGUACACUAUGAGAGUCCUACGUACCAAAUUUGGUUCAAAUUCAUCAACUGGUUCUUGAAUUGCUAUGGCAUAAUGCAUUUAUCUUGAUUUAGUGCUCGUUUCCCAACCCAGCAUUUUUUUCACCUAAUCCACUAAUACAAAAAAAAACCUCUCUCUUUUUAGGCUCCUGGACUUGGAUUGAAUGGAAGUAUUGUGGCUGCAGGAAAAAGAAUAGGUGAGUAAUAAAUCCAUAUAGCUGUUAUCAGCUAGAAAGUGCUUGUCUCAUUUGAAACUGAACUAGGAUCUAAGAGGGAGUAUCCAACCUCUCUUUUCUAUAGACAGCAGUUCUGGAUCCAAAACUCUUCAAAGGUAAUCAUUCUAAAUAAAAAAAGUAGUUCUUUUGGGCAGCAUAGAUCUCACAUAACUAAAACCACUUAGUUUUCUAUAUAGCGUGUAUUGCGCUAACAAAAAUAUGUGCAGUAUUUAAUUAUUAUUAAAACACAUUAAUCAAACAACAUGUGUCAGGCUAACAUGUUUACUGCUGCCAAAGUUUGCAUUAUGUAAUUUUGGGGGCAUAGAAAAGUCACUUGAAACAAGAAACUGUUUUUCACCUGUGAAAAGGUUUUCCGUGUGUGCUGUUUUUCUCUUACACCAUUUCUCUGAGAGCACGUAUAAAUUGAGAACGUUUUGCUUUUGGAAAGCAGGUGAUGCAACUCAUCUCCCACCUGUGAAUGGUUCAGUUCAGCCUAAAAAGAAAAUGACAAAGCACUGUUUCUUCUGUGGAAAGAAAACUGGAUUAGCUACUAGCUAUGAAUGUAGGUAGGUUGAGUUUGCACCUUGAAUGUGUUUGUCUUCAAACGGAAACUUGUUGCCAUGCUUUGUCACUUGUUAAUGAUUAUUACAUCUUCAUUGAUAAAAUGUGACAUUUCUUGACAUAAAUCUCCAAGGGAUGAAGGGCUGUCCAUUGUAAAAUAUCUCCGAAUAUUUUGCAUCCAUUUAAAAGGGGUCACACCUUGAUCUUCCUUUUAAAGGUGGUAGAGAUAUGUGUGAAUGGGAGGGAGGAGCUUAGGCCCUGUGGAAUCACAGAAAUUUACCAGAGUUGCAUAGCUACUGGAAGUUGAAAGUUGUCAUGUCCAGGAGUUAGUCCUGGUCCUGCUGGGAGAAACCAUAAUGUAUGCCCUACUGUUAAAAUAAUUGGAUUCUUCUGCUCUCCCCUCCCCCGUGACUAAUUUCAGUGGGUUUACGCUGAAUAAAACCACCCUCUUCUUCCAGAUACAAUAGACUCGUAGAGUUGGAAGGAACUUCAGGGGUCAUCUAGUCCAACCCCCUGCAAUGCAGGAAUCUCAGCUAAGUCAUACACGACAAAGGGAAUUGCAAAAUGUCUGCCAAAUUGUGUUCAGGCACUAGUUUUUUACGCCUACUCUAAUCCAGUGGAAUUGGCUGGCCAAGACAAUUGGUGAAACAAGUUAUUUCCUUCCUUACAAGCUGUUUGAUAUACACUUCGAAGUGGUGGUUGUGGGGGAUUUUUGUGGCAUUUUAUAAUAGGACCCCGGUGGGGACACUAUCGCCCUGUUUGAAGUGCAUACCUGGAAUCCAUUAGCGUUCUUCUCACCGUUUGAACCAAGCAGUGACAGGUCAGACAAGUUCAAAUGGCUUUGCAAUGUUGUUAAGCUGCAGCUACAGCAGACACACGAGACAAAGCCACAAAUACAAAGCUAUUGGUUCUUAGACAUCAUGAUCUCUGAAUUUGCAAGCCAGAGUAACUCUCAUUGACUCUGGUCUCCCCCCUCCUCUGCUCUUUCUUGCCUUGAUUAUUUGGUCCCACUCUAGGUAGUUUUUCCUCUGUCUCUGACCCUCACCUUUCUAUCCCCUUUUUCUAUCUCUCUCCAACUUCAGGUAUUCCUUUUUGAUUGACUCCCUACCUCUCACCCUGCUGUUCCAGACAAGCUAAGCAAAUGCGAUCUCCUCAUUAGGUUCCUCAUUUGCGAACAUAAAACAUUUGCCAGACUGUCACCUCCUGCUGUCUUCUCAAGGCCUUCAUAAACCUGUCCCACUGACUCUGCCCACUGUUCAUCAGUAUCAAAGUUCAGUACCUCCAUUUGACUGGUCUGAACCCGGGUUAUUAAUCCGGUAUAUGAGUGCUGCUGGGAUGCGGGUGGCGCUGUGGGUUAAACCACAGAGCCUAGGAUUUGCUGAUCAGAAGGUCAGCAGUUUGAAUCCCCGUGACGGGGUGAGCUCCUGUUGCUCGGUCCCUGCUCCUGCCAACCUAGCAGUUUGAAAGCACGUCAAAGUGCAAGUAGAUAAAUAGGUACCACUCCGGCAGGAAGGUAAACGGCGUUUCCGUGUGCUGCUCUGGUUCACCAGAAGUGGCUUAGUCAUGCUGGCCACAUGACCCGGAAGCUGUACGCCGGCUCCCUCGGCCAAUAAAGUGGGAUGAGCACCGCAACCCCAGAGUCGGCCACGACUGGACCUAAUAGUCAAGGGUCCCUUUACCUUUACGAGUGCUGCUGCCUCAGAUUAAGUUACUGUGCCCUUCCAUCCUCAGAAGGGCUUUUGAUAACAACAGCAGAGGGUGGAUUUUGCUAAUGGAUUUGGGAGGUGGGCGGGAGGCAGUCUUCAGCAGUUUUCCCUGUAGAUCCCAAUGCCUCUCAGAAAUUUGCUCCAGAAGGUCAGGACUCACAUGACCCUGGAGGACAUCGUGAGGUGUAACAGAGUAGACUGCAAGAGAAAUCAACCUUCCCCUUUCUAUUUGUAGUUAGCAUGGGCCUCCACAAGCAAGGAUAGAACUCCCAGCAUGAUCCCAUCCAGCUUAUGGCAUCUCUCUUCUCCACUCCUCUGUCGUGCUCUUCCUCCCAACGCCCCCUUUCCAUCCAAAGCCAGUGUUCCUCCUCUAGUGCUAUACUUUUAACCCUUUUAGGUUGGAAUCUGAUUCACAGUUUCCUGGGAGGUGCAUCAUUCAGCACAGUGGGACUUGGUUUUUCUCCAAUUAUAUUUUAUUGAGUUUCAACAUUUUUAACAUACAUAGUCAUAACACAAGUUCACCUUUUGUCAUAUUUUUGUUGACUCCCCACCCCUUUUCCCAUGCAGUUGUUUUUACUCCCCUACUGCUGCAGCCUAUCUUCCGUCUAUCAAAACAUAACCAAAUUAUUACAUUCAAAUUACUUCUGUUGCUCAUAGCUGAAAUCCUGCUCAUGAGUUCACCAUACUAUAAUAUUUAAGUAGUCUGAAAAAGCAUCCAUUCUUCCACAAAACACUCAUCAUUAGAUUUUUUUAAUUUUGCUGUUGGAUUUUGCCAGUUCUGCAUAGUCCAAUAUCUUCCUUAUCCAAAACGGACUUUUUUCCAGUGAACAUACAGUAGAUCGUGCUGUACAAAGAAUGCAGAUCUCGCAUCAGGAGUUAGUGAUUUUGUCUCUCUGGUUUUACAAGCCUUCCUGUGUUACUCAACUCGUUUAGAUGAGACCUUCAACCAUUAAAAACGGCAUUAUUUUAUUUCUGGGACAGUAUCUGGACUAUGAGAUUUGUGGAAGAUCGCUAACACUUGCCUUUCUCUUUUCAGAUGUGGAAACAACUUCUGUGCAACUCACCGCUAUGCAGAGACUCACACAUGUACUUAUGACUACAAGAAUGCAGGGCGGAGGUACUUGCAGGAGGCCAAUCCUGUGGUCAGUGCACCAAAGCUUCCCAAAAUCUGAGCAUGGUUUUAUGGCAUGCAUCUGUCUGCCAGAGGAGCCUUAUUACACAGAGAGAAGUAGCAGUGGUUUAGACUGCUUCUUUUGCCAUGCUCCAAAUCUAAAGAUUGCCAACUAACAAAAUCAUAUGAGGCUGCAUAAUACUGAAGAAUAAUGUGAACACUACUGUAGCUGACACCAUUUAUUCUUGAGUGAAUCAAAAAAUUUAAAAAAGUAGUUUUUGAAAAUGUACAUUCUGAUUUAACUAUUAUUAUAUGUCUUGUGUUAAGUGUUUUAUAUUUUCCAAAUGCUCUUUCACUAGACAAGUCUUUUAAAAGAUGCACUUUACUAAGUUUUAAUAUAAAUUUUAUAAUGAGACUUGAGGAGGUUCUGUAAUGAGGGUGUCAUGUAAUCUCUUCUAUGUUCUACCUUGGUUUUUGUCCAUUCUGGGGUGUAAGUUAUUUUCGUAUAAAGUUUCCCAGCACAUCAAGCCUUACCCUUUCAGAGUUUAGAAAGUGCUCUAUUGGCUGCACUACGUUCCAUUCAGAUGGUCAGCCAUACAUACAUUGUGUGAUCCAGUCUCAAAUAACAUAUCAUGUUAAUCCUGCUAUUUCUUAGGAGGCAGUUCUUUCAUUUCACAUUUUUACAAAAGAGAAAGUUUACCUUGCCAUUAAAUAGAAGAGACAACUUAUUUUACCUUUUUGUAAUUCCCUUUUUCAAAAGACUGGGUUUGUUAAAAAUGUUGAGUGCUGUUACUAGGGGGGCGGGGGGAAUCUAUUAAAAUUAAAUUUUCAUGCAGUUAUAAACAGAGCAACUGACUUCUACUGUUUUACAGGCUGAUGGCAAGUAGGAGCAAUGAUUAAGAAGCUAUGCCAUUGUUUAUCCCAUUAAAACAUAUGAAAGCCGGCAGACUGCAGAGAGUGCUGUACUGCAAGGCAAUUUCAAAGUAUCCCAGCUAGGUUGCAGGUUCCGUCAGAAUCUUCACAUGCCAUCCUCCUGACUCUUACACCUUUUUCUGGCAUUCCUCAUUGAACAUUUCUGGCUUUCUCAGAAAUGUUGAAUCCACAUAGGAGUGGCACCAGCAGCCUUGAUCUCCUUUCUACUUUCACAAAAAUAUGGAGGGGAUUUUAGUGACUGUUAACACUGUCUUUUCUUCCUUUCCCCCCCCCCCCUUCCUUUAGCAGAAACAUAACACUACUUUCGCCGAAUUACCUGUCAGUUGCUGGAAGUUUUUACUUAUCUGUGGUUGCAUUUAUUUCUGGAAAUAUAUGUGCAGCUGGCAACGUGUAGGAUUCCUAAGAGCAUGAGGACUCUUCCUUUUUUGCCACUUUCAGGAGACCUGAAACAUGGCUGCAAUUUGGUGCAACAGGUCUACUCGGUACAUUAAAGAACGUGAAAUGAUAGAGCACGCAUUCAUGGCAGCACUUCUCCACCUUUCCCGAGUCAGUUUCAGCUUUUCUGCAGGCUGAGCUCAAGUUUUGUCCUGAUAACUGAGCACACAUUCACCCUUCUUUAGAAAAUGGGCUGCUGGUGGGGGUGCAUGGGGGGCUUAAAAGGCAGCAGGCAUAGCUCUCGCCUUUUGCAGCUAAGAUGUUGCACUGUAUUUCCCCCAAGGCAUUUGCAAGCUCAGUUUGAAUUUAUUAUACUUUGAUUCCACCGCUUCUUUAAGGGGCUCAGGCUAAUGUACAAAGUUCUCACAAUCACCACCACCGGCCCUUUUCCUCAUCAAUCCUGUGAGGCGAGUUUUGCUGAGAAAGUGCUUGGCCCAGGCUCCAUAGCUAAAUGGGAUUUGAACCCUGGUCCUCCCCUCUUCCAGUACAUCAAGAAACUCGGUGCGAUAUACCACAUCUGUGAAGAUGCGGAAGAAAUGGAAAUGGCCAAUGAUUAAAAAAAAGAGUAAGAUACUUCACCUACCUUGCCCAUAGUUUUCCUUGAAUUUUGCACACACCUUGGACCACAAAGACAAUGAAUGAGUGGGAAACUGGGAGACAAUAAGCCUGCUAAUAUACUUUUGUCUUCCUCACACUACCAGCAAUUUGAAAAGCCCAAACUUGAAACAUUAUUUCAGAGGCGUGGAAAGUAGCCUUAUGUGGCUAGUUGGCAUCAUCCUAAAACCACACAUACAGGAGGAUUUGUGAGGAAACCUGAAGCCUCUUUCAAGCAUGGCAAACAUGGGCAGGAGCUGGGGGGGAUGUGAAAAUUCUCCCCAACUGCUUGUGUUUCAGUGCAAACAAUUUAAAGGCUAAGAAAACACAUCUGUAUCUUUUAAAAUGGACAGGCAGCUUCAGAUAAGACAUCUGCUCAAACUUGGGUGGCUCCCAACAGAUUGAAAACAGAAUAAAACUUUAUCAAAUAUUUAAAACUUCCCUAAACAGGGCUAUAUAGUUAAUGCUGUAUCUAUUGUUACUAGUUCCUGAAAGCUGAGGAAGGUUGGUGUAAUCUGCAUAUUUGAUGGGCAUCCACUCAAUUCCAUCAUUCAAGUCAUUUGCAAAGAUGAUGAACAAUAUUGGGCUCGGGACAGAAGCCUGUGGCACUCCGCUUGUCACCUUUUUUGAGGAUGACAAGGAACCACUGGUGAGCACACUCCGGGUUUAGUCAGUCAACCAGCUACAAACCCACCUCCCAGUAGCUUCGUGUAAGCUGUGUAUGUGUAUGGCAUUUCUUUGACUGCAUUAACAGAGCUUAUAUGAUCAAGACGUCACAAUGUAGGCUACCAUCUUAUUUUCUGCAUUACAGAAUCACCAUUUAUCAGGGAUCAAGGGGUUAACUGGCAAAGGCAGGACUGAAUGACUGGUUGGCACAGUGGACCCCGGUUACUUUUUGAUGCAUUGCACUGAAGCCUGGCAGAACAGCGAAGGGGGUGAAUAAAAACAAGUUUAACUCCCACCAGCUCAAAACACCUGUUUUACGCCAAAGUCUGGUGUGCGUGUCUACUCAAAAAUAAAUCCCAUCAUAUUCAGGAGGGCUUCUUCCCAAGAAUUAUGUGUUACUGAGAGUUGGUAACUUUCCUUUUAGUGUCGGCAAGCCUAGAGAUUUCAAGCAGUGGAGGAGCGCAAGAGAAUUCUUGCCAAAUUUGUGGUCUGGGCACUGCCUUAGCAGAGCAUUGUAAAUUGCAUGUGAUGAGGAGGACAUACUCAGCCAGACACGUUUUCACAAUGUGGGUUAUCUUUAAUGGAACAAACCUCCCCACUGUGGACAUGGAAAUUUCCACCACUCUUGCUAGUCUGACACCGAUGCUCCAAUGGAGGUAAUGACAAAAAGGGGCUGUGCUGGCUGGGGCAGGAGUAGGAGGCGGGGGUUGGGGAGGGAGGGCGCUAGCCUUAGUGCAUUAAUUCUCUCUCCCAUUGACAUCAAUGGGAGGGAAAUCUUGUAACGGUAGGAAACAGCUGAAAAAGAAUACUGAGAUACUGUGAACCAAAACUAGCUCUUGGUGCUUACAGUAUAAAAGACCUAGUAAACGUCUCAUAAACAGAAAUAAACGUAGAAAUAGCUUUGUCUGACUUAAGAGCGCAAUAUACAAGCCUUGGUUCCAGUUCUUAAAGUCUCAUUGGUCAUCCUUUUCUGAGUCAAUUCUCUUGCCAUAAAACCAUGUUGAAGC
This is a messenger RNA of Podarcis lilfordi (Lilford's wall lizard), 28569 nucleotides long. The record is from the annotation of a GenBank genome assembly. Lineage: Eukaryota; Metazoa; Chordata; Lepidosauria; Squamata; Lacertidae.